GUGGUCUCUGCCCAUGGCCAUGUCCAUCACACACCGAGGCACUGGUGUGGCACUCAGCCUGGGUGUAUCCCUGUUUGGCCUGGCUGCUCUCCUGCUCCCGGAGCAGUUCCCUCACUACCUGGCACAGGUGAGGGCACUGAGCUUGGGCCCUGCCCUCAUCUAUUGUGCCAAGUUCUCCUUGGCCUUCCCAUUGUCCUACCACACCUGGAAUGGCAUCAGGCACCUGGUGAGUGUCCUUGGAAUGGGAAUUAUUGCCCCUGGAAUGUUCCAGCAGCACCUCAGGGUUGUUUGGGGGAUGAUUUAG
Messenger RNA from Acanthisitta chloris (rifleman), 304 nucleotides. It is a transcript of the gene SDHC, whose product is annotated as succinate dehydrogenase complex, subunit C, integral membrane protein, 15kDa. The annotation marks the transcript as partial. NCBI's taxonomy places the organism in Eukaryota, Metazoa, Chordata, Aves, Passeriformes, Acanthisittidae. Gene Ontology annotation, cellular component: membrane. The record is from RefSeq and is a predicted model, not a curated record. The transcript is spliced from 2 exons. Gene Ontology annotation, biological process: tricarboxylic acid cycle; mitochondrial electron transport, succinate to ubiquinone. Gene Ontology annotation, molecular function: electron transfer activity; succinate dehydrogenase activity.